Molecule: messenger RNA, 834 nt
Organism: Brugia malayi
Lineage: Eukaryota; Metazoa; Nematoda; Chromadorea; Rhabditida; Onchocercidae
Gene: Bma-mrpl-24
Product: KOW motif family protein
Exons: 6
Coding region: 1-834 (277 amino acids)
Biological process (GO): translation
Cellular component (GO): ribosome; mitochondrion
Molecular function (GO): RNA binding; structural constituent of ribosome
Source: RefSeq, a predicted model, not a curated record
AUGUGGCCAACUCGCGUAUUAUCGCGUAGUGUACGUCGAACAUAUAUGGAAUUAGACUUUGCUAAACACGUGCCAAAAGAAUAUGUGGGAAAAGUGAAGCGUACAGUUCCUAAAAAAGUUUAUACCAAUCGAUACGGUGCACCUGAUAUUGUGCGUUGGACGUUGCAUCCCGAUGAUUACGUACCAUCCGAUGGACGCCCAUGGGAAUUAGAAACAUUUGAGAAAAACGUACAACGAGCACGUGAAUAUCACCAACACAAAUUAAUGCAUAAAUUCUUUGAGCUAAGACAUGAAAAAAAGGUGGCCAUUCCAGCGGAAGAAUGGACAAUAUUUCCGGGUGAUUUGGUGCAGGUGAUGAUUGGAAAGGACAAAGGCAAAACGGGAGUUGUAUCACGUGUUAAUAAGGAAACCAAUGCUAUAUUUGUGAAAGGACGACAUACCAAACUUAUCAACGAUUCCGAAAACUUCAGUGACAUGGAUCCUCUUUAUCGACAAAUUGAGCAACCUUUAUAUGUUCAUAAGGGACAAGUGAAGCUAAUCGACCCAAGUGAUAAUGAACCUUGCGAAGCAGCCUGGGUGUUAAAUGAGGAAGGGAAUGAGUAUAUCAGGAUCAGCAAGAAGUCCAAAUUCCAGAUUCCAGUGCCACAAUUGGCUCAAGUUACUUCAGAAUACCUGAGUCCCGAUCGAUAUGUUGAAGUGGAAGGUAAGGAUACACCUGCAGAAAUUGUCCUGGAAAAAACCUACAAACCUGUACUCAAAUCAUUUGAGGAAGAAAUUGCAGAUGCAAUGGGUAUUCAAGAUAAGCGUAAAUUGCAACCAUCAUAUUGGUAUUGA